AUGAGGGCCCUCACAGCAAUACUAAUUGCGACCGCGACCGCGCUCCCGCCCCUGAAAUGCGAUAGAGAAGAGCAGCACGGCGCCGCCUGGCGCGCCAUCAGAAACGAGGCCGUCUGGUCGCGAAGGACUUUUGACGCCGUCGAGCGGCUCCUCGCGCAGAAGACACCCCAGACACUGAAGCGGCCUAGAGUGUACGUCUACCCCUUUCCGCCGGCCUUCGCCAACGCCUCGAACCUCUGGGCCGCGGCGGGCCUCGACCAACAGGGCGCGGCGCUCUACUUCCAGGGACGCCAACAUGCGUCCGACGGCGACGGCGUCGGCGGUUAUUCGCGGGCGCGGAAGGCACUUGGACCGGACAACGUAGAGACCCUUAAGAUGCGUGGGCGGUACGCGCUAGUCCUCGGAAACGAGGGAAAACACACCGAAGCUGUGGCGAUUACUGAGGACGUCGUACGACGGUGCCGGCGCAUCUUUGGGAACGAUCAUCCGAUGACGGCGAAGGCCCAGGGCGCGCUGGCGCACGCUCGGAAACUACUUAGUAAGUCAUAAUAAC
Messenger RNA from Pelagomonas calceolata, 553 nucleotides. The record is from the annotation of a GenBank genome assembly. NCBI's taxonomy places the organism in Eukaryota, Pelagophyceae, Pelagomonadales, Pelagomonadaceae.